Dioscorea cayenensis subsp. rotundata (Guinea yam) is the source of this 1782-nucleotide messenger RNA. Its product is annotated as probable inositol transporter 2. The record is from RefSeq and is a predicted model, not a curated record. Gene Ontology annotation, molecular function: myo-inositol:proton symporter activity. Lineage: Eukaryota; Viridiplantae; Streptophyta; Magnoliopsida; Dioscoreales; Dioscoreaceae. Gene Ontology annotation, cellular component: membrane. Gene Ontology annotation, biological process: transmembrane transport.
AUGGACGUUGAUAAUGCUGGUGUUGCUGAAAAUCAUCUCAAAGAGUGUUUUUCACUUGUUUGGAAGAACCCUUAUGUUCUUAGACUUGCUUUUUCUGCUGCAAUUGGUGGCCUUCUCUUUGGCUAUGAUACAGGUGUGAUUUCUGGUGCACUGCUUUACAUCCGUGAUGAUUUCUCCUCUGUUGAUCAGAAAACAUGGUUACAGGGUAUCAUCGUGAGUACUGCAGUUAUAGGAGGAAUACUGGGAGCAGCAAUUGGAGGCUGGACCAAUGAUAGAUUCGGAAGAAGAUUUUCAAUUUUAAUAGCAGAUGCCUUGUACUUCUUCGGUGCUGUAAUUUUAACUUGGACACCAGGGCCGUCACUACUUAUUGUAAGACGUGCUUUUGCUGGUCUCGGUGUUGGGCUAGCAUCAAUGACAUCCCCGCUCUACAUAUCAGAAAUUUCUCCGGCUGAAGUACGCGGUGCACUUAUCAGUAUCAAUUGUUUUAUGCUUACUGGAGGCCAGUUUCUGUCAUGCCUCAUCAACCUAGCAUUCACCCAUGCACCUGGAACUUGGAGGUGGAUGCUUGGGGUAGCAGGAGUUCCUGCUUUAUUGCAGUUCAUACUAAUGUUUUUCCUUCCAGAAUCACCGCAAUGGCUUUACAAGAAGGGAAGACAAGCAGCAGCUGAGGCAACACUGAGAAAAAUAUACCCUGCUGAAGAAGCAGAUAAAGAAAUACAAGCAUUGAAAGACUCAAUUGCAGCAGAAACCAAUAAUGAAGAAGGAUCAUCAGAAAAAAACAACAUUGUUAAGUUGCUAAAAACAAAGACGGUAAGGAGAGGACUCAUUGCAGGAGUUGGUCUUCAGAUGUUUCAGCAAUUUGUUGGCAUAAACAUAGUUAUGUACUACAGUCCAACCAUUAUUCAGUUAGCCGGUUUCGCAUCAAACCAAACAGCACUUGCUCUCUCACUUGUAACUUCAGGUCUUAAUGCAAUGGGUUCGAUUGUCAGCAUUUACUUCAUAGACAGAACAGGGAGGAAGAAGCUUCUGAUCAUUAGUCUAUGUGGCCUCAUUCUUUCACUUGGAGUUUUAUCAGUUGUCUUCUAUGCAAGUACAUCACACCCACCCAGAGUUAGCACAAUGGAAACAUUCCAUUUCUCUCCUUAUACCUGCCCAGAUUUCCGUUUGGCAACUACUACUAACUGGGAUUGCACAAAAUGCCUCAAAGCUUCUUCUCCGGACUGUGGAUUUUGUGCUUCCAAAUCAAACAAGUUAUUCCCAGGAGCAUGUUUGAUGUCAAAUGACACAGUGAAAGACUUAUGCCAAAAUGAAGGAAGACUAUGGUACACCAGAGGAUGUCCAAGUAAACAUGGAUGGCUAGCUCUGAUUGGAUUAGCCUUGUAUAUCAUAUUCUUCUCCCCAGGGAUGGGAACGGCGCCUUGGAUUAUGAACUCAGAGAUAUAUUCCUUGAGGUUCAGAGGAGUCUGUGGAGGAAUUGCAGCAACUGCUAAUUGGGUUUCAAAUCUAAUUGUUGCACAGUCUUUCCUUUCGCUAACACAAGCCAUUGGGAUUUCCCUGACAUUCUUGUUUUUUGGUACGAUUUCUGUUGUGGCAUUGCUUUUUGUCAUGGUUUUUGUGCCUGAAACAAAAGGACUGGCAAUUGAGGAGGUGGAGAAGAUGCUUGAGAAGAAGGAUGUCCAUUUUGUGUUUUGGAAAAGGCAGGCGGGUUAAUCAGAGAAGAAAGCUGUUAUUGACAUAUACAUGGUGGCACAUUUCUAUUUUAGUGUUCAACAUAUUAUUAUC